UGACAGCCUACACUCGACACUUCGACAGUGACAAGUGAUAAACUGACUGAGCGCGGAAAUGUGCGCUCCAUGUGGAAAACGAUAAUUUGUUAUUAAACUGUUUAGUUGCAUCAAAAUGACUGAAGAAACCGAUUCCAAUACAGUACAAAAAGAAAACAAAGUGUCUGCGUCUGUUUUAGACGCGUUCGAUCUACUUAAGGCUCCGAAAGAUGAUGCUAAACUCAACGGGGGGAGUAAAAUCAUAUCGCAGUUGCACGGCAGUGAGAAUGAAAAGGAUCUACAAUAUGUCCUCAAGCGGCUUGUGCGAAGUCUUGGUGCCAAUGUACCCAACAUGAGGACAGGAUACUUUGCCACUCUUGUUGCUUUGCUGUCAAACUUUGAGGGCAUCACUAUUCCACAAUUAUUGGAACUUGUCAAGAAGGAACUUCAUAGCAAUGGCUCAUCCAAAAGUGAAGUUGGUGAUGUAGCUUUAGGUCAAAUUUUGGUUUGUGGUGCCAUUUUCCGAUCGAAACUUAUCUUAAAGUGCAGCAGUGAAGAGCAGGGUGAAGUGAUACAGUUGCUAAUGGCUGCUGGCAAGAAGAAGUCAUAUUUGAGCACUGUAGCUUACCUCAUACUACUUGAUUUUCUAAAAGGAGUUGAUAUUGAGCAAUUUGCUUCAGUCUAUUGGCCACUUAUAAAACAAGACUUUAAAAAAGAUUUAAAAGAGCACACCCUUGAUUCUCUUUACUUUCUCAUGGUGAUUAAUACAAAGUUUCCUGCUAAAGUUAAACUGAGAAAAUUAAUAGGAUCCACUGAUGUGCUGAGUGAAGACAACAUACACACUGUUUGUGAAAAAAUGAUGACGGGCAUUGAUUUCAACUCAAUAGGUCAUCCUAUCUACAAGGAGGUAGCUACAAACAUAGCAAACUCGCCUCAUUUACAACUAUUCUGGACGUCAGGCAUUGACAGCCAGCUUGUAAAGCACAACAGAAAUCGAGAGUUAGUGGCAAUCAACAUACUGACCACUGUUCUACACAACAUUAACACUGGUUUAGAAGUCUUACCUGAGUUAGUAAGUAGAAAUUUCUUCAAACUGUUUAUGGAUUGGUUUAAAGGGCUACAAACAGCAAGUAAGAUCAGAAGCAAAAGAGACAAUGAAGAUGAUAAUAAAAUCAUGAUCAAGAAACAAAAAGAACUACUUAAUGCUUUAGCAAAAGCAUUGAAAUCAGACCAAGUGGAGGAUUCCAUAAGAGUAGAGAUUCUGCAAAAAUUGCUUUUUAAUCCAGGAGAAAUGAAUUUCGCUGAAAUCACUGGGACUACUGUCGUCAAAUCAAUCAUUUCUGACUUGAAAAAAGAUGGUGUAAAAAAAAUGGCAAAGUUAUUCAAAGGUGUCCUUUUGAACACAUCCAAGAAAUUCCUUAAAGAAAAUGUUGAAAGGAAUUGGUACAAUAAUGAAAGAGUGAAAGCAGCUGAGCUCUUAUCUUAUUUGGUGAGCCAUGAGGCAAUAAAAGAUGACACAGAAUUUAAACUGACUUACAUGAAGCUACUCAUGUGCUUUGGUUUUUUCAAAAUUGGGGGAGAUGAUAAUGUGGCAGUAAGCAGUGAGCUCUCAGGAGCCAUAAAGUCAUGUUUCUAUCGCUGCUUCACAUCCCGCUUCUCCAAUGUUGACAACUUAGUCACAGUUUUAUCAUCCCUCAGCAGUUUCAUCUGUAAUAUUCUACAAAAGGAACAAGUUCGGGCAAAAAUCGAAAAACAAUUCCCUAAAGAGAACAUGGAAUGCUGGGAAAUGCUUCAGGAAGUCUGUGGAAAGAUAGAAGAAAACAACACCAAAACUAAAGUUGAUAAAGUCUUUCUCAUCUUACUCUAUCAACUUGGACUUUUCCUAUUCUCUGAACCUGUCCAUGUUAAAAUUGCUAGAAGUUCAAUAAAGGAGUUGAAGAGUUGCUACGAGCAUUACAAGAAAGGUAAGAAAAAACAGUCCAAGGCCAAAAAAGAAGAUUUAUCAGCCGACCCAGAAUGGAUUGAAGUCUUAGUUGAAGUUCUGUUAUCUAUAUUGUCAGCUGAAUCCAGUGUACUUAGAUCUGUAGUGCAAUGCGUUUUUAGACUACUCUGGGAAUAUUUAACUCCAUCAGCAGUAGGUCAGAUAGUAUCAGUAUUGGAUCCUGAAAAUGAAUCUAAUCCACUAACACAAGAGGAUUCCGAGUCGGAAAAUGAGGAUGAAGACAAUCCUGUGCAAGAGAAUGGCAAGGAGAGUGACGAAGAGAGUGAAGAGGAAGAAGAAGAAUCGGAGAGUGACGGUGAUGAUGAGGCAGACGAUGACGAUGAGGAAGAGAUGAGAACACCAGAACAAUUAAGAAUAGCAGUUCAGAAAGCCUUAGGUUCCGCAGCCUUAGAAUCGGACGCUGAAAGUGUUGAUGCUGACAUGAUAGAUGAGGAAGAGGGUAAAAAGCUAGACGAAGCUCUGGCCGAAGCAUUUAAACAAUUUCACCAAAGUAAAGGUAAAAAAUCCAAGAAAGAUCGAAAAGAUAAAAAGUCUCUUUCUGAUUUCAGAAUCAGAGUACUUGAUCUUGUUGACAUCUACUUGGAAAAAGAUCCCUCAAUGGAUAUUUGUCUGGGAAUGAUUGCACCUCUUACAAGGUGUCUUGAAUUUUGUAUUCAAGACAGUCAGUUUAGCGAAUUAGAAAACAGAGUCAGAAAAACUAUAAAAAAUCUGACCAAAAUAAGAAAGUUUUCAUCUGUUGAUGACAUUGAUAUGAAUAUUUUAUGUGACCAUUUAAAGUCAGUCAUAGAAAAAGAUGCAAGGUCGCACUUUUUGUUUCAAGCUCUUGGCGACGUUAUAACAUUUUUUGCAACUUUCAUAAUUCAUUGUUCCGAAAAGAUUGAUACAAAGAAGUCCAAGGUGACAAAAUCCAAAGCAGCAUCGCCAUUGACUGACAUUUUCAAGGAAUCCUUACAGAACUACUUCCAGAAUCGAAACUGCAUGCUUCCAAUCAUAUUCUUUCAUAACGUCUUGCAGACAGACUGGGAUGGCAGUUAUGCUCUAGUGCCCACUAUUAUACAAAAUGUUUUCAACAAAAAUGUUAGACUGUUUCGUCGUAAUGAGGGACUCGAACUUUUGUCAGGCUUUUAUCGUUCUUUAAAAAGAAGUAAACCAACUUCAGACAAACUUAUAAAACAGUUGAUAAGCUUAGAAACAGAAUUUGAAACCACCCUGGUUGAUACUUUGAAAAAUGAUUCUGAGUUUUCAGUGAAGAAUAAUUUCUUCAUUAUAUUAAGGAAAUUGAUAAACAUAAUGCAAGGUUUUCAUGAAAGUUGUCAAGUGGAAACUAAAUUAAAUUUUAAGAGUUUACUGGAGGUAGUUGGGUCCUGUAAAGCUACAGUGAAAACAGUUAACAACAAACAAAUACAAGACACUCAAGCAGUUAAAAAAACUAAACCCAAAAAGAACAAAAAGAAACGAAAAUUUGAACAGAUGAAUGGAAAUGCCGAACCACAACAAAAGAAAAUUAAAAAAUCCAGUGAAAGUGAAUAAUGUAUAUAAGUUUAAAUUUGAUUACAAAAAAAAUCGAAUUAAUGAAGUCGUUUUAUU
Messenger RNA from Trichoplusia ni (cabbage looper), 3568 nucleotides. It is a transcript of the gene Mybbp1A, whose product is annotated as myb-binding protein 1A-like protein. The transcript is spliced from 6 exons. The record is from RefSeq and is a predicted model, not a curated record. The coding region runs from base 116 to 3511 and encodes 1131 amino acids. Gene Ontology annotation, cellular component: nucleolus. Lineage: Eukaryota; Metazoa; Arthropoda; Insecta; Lepidoptera; Noctuidae. Gene Ontology annotation, biological process: regulation of DNA-templated transcription. Gene Ontology annotation, molecular function: transcription corepressor activity; RNA binding; sequence-specific DNA binding.